Aspergillus homomorphus CBS 101889 is the source of this 1004-nucleotide messenger RNA. RefSeq lists its product as uncharacterized. Bases 274 to 984 code for a protein of 236 amino acids. NCBI's taxonomy places the organism in Eukaryota, Fungi, Ascomycota, Eurotiomycetes, Eurotiales, Aspergillaceae. The transcript is spliced from 5 exons. The record is from RefSeq and is a predicted model, not a curated record.
CUCUUUGUCACACCGUGUGAGAGCGACACCUGACCAGCUUCUGUUGUUAUCUUCCCCCUUCCUCUUCUCUCUCUCUCUCUCUCUCUUCUUUUCUUCAACUUCUCCAUCCUCCUCCAUCUUCCCAUUUCAAACCCAAACCUCUCUCGCUCCCUCGUUCGCUCGCUACCUUCAACUACAUUCGUUCCAUUCAACCCCCAGACUCCAAUCUCAGUUACCUCGUUCGUUAACCUCUUCCGCCUUAAGCCAAGAAACAGCAGUUCUCAAUCGUUCAAAAUGUUCUUCAAAGUUCCUCUCAAGUUCGCAGUCUUGUUGACCGUCUGGUUCUUCGCAACCAUGACUUUGGCUACUGAAACUUUUGCUAAUGUCGGCAACGUCUAUGACGACGAGGUCUUGAUUGCCAUCCCCAUUGCCAAGCGUGAGCUCGAUCCUCGUGACGUGACCAUUAUCAAGACAAUUUGCGAGACCUCAACCUCAGUGAUCUCCGCUACUGCCCCUGCGAACCCACCCGCGGCGGGCACCACUGUUGUUGAGCUCCCUCCUGCCAACCCUACUGGUCAGCCCUCGAGCCCCUCGGAGUCUCACGGUGCUCCUCCUGCUCAUCCUACUACUGUUCCUGGUACUGUGGUGCUGCCUCCUGUGACCUCGAAGCCUGAGGGAGUUUCUCCUACCUCUGCGCCUGGCACUACUGUGCAGCCUCCUGUGACUUCCAAGACCGAGGCAGUCUCGAGCCCGACCUCAAACACUCAGGCGACUCACAGUGUGCCCUAUACCAGUGCCUCUCACUCGUCUUCCCCUGUGUCGUCUAGUGCGCAGAAUGUCACUCACUCCGCUACCACUCUGACCACUGGCGCGACUAGUACCUCAGCUGCCAGUAGCACUCACACCACCGCGCCCCCUUCGAGUGCAGCUACUGGUCUUAAUGGUAUGCGUUCUGCUGCCAUCCUGGCCUUUGUAGCAACUUUCGUUGUCUUCUUCAGUAUCUAAGCAGUUCGUCGGUUGCUCUA